AUGGAUCUUCUAUUCGGAUCAAACCACAGUCCCGAGAAUGCAUUACAUACAUUCCUCGAGUCACUCCCGGCGCAUAGCCACCUAGAUAGCCUCACGGAAAUCCUUACCCUCGCCACUGACACCGAUGAACGUGUAGCAGAAUUCAUGGAUGUUGUCUGGCAGCACAUCUGUCGGAACAGUCUCUGGUCCUCCAAGUAUAACAAUUUCCAAGAUUAUUGUGAUGCAAUCGACUAUAACUGUACUGUUUGGCCAGUUAUCCAGAGACAUAAGAAAACAGAUCGCGCCAAGAGAAUCAGUGCCCAGACAAUACUCCGACAAUGGAAUGUCCCGGUGCAUUCCGCGAUUCCGGUCAACUUGCAACCGCCGUUCUGGAGCAAGCACUUGCUAAGCCUCAUAGCUACUCUCAGUAGGCAUACAACCCUGGAUGAAGCAUGUGUCCUGUUGAGAACAAGCGUUGGGCAGCGGCCACGGAGAGGCCGCAACCAUCAUCUGCUUCUAGCAAGUGACGUACAGCGUGUCUUAGACCAUCUAAAUGUUUCUCGGAAAGGAGCUCACAGGACCGCGAACGAGAGUAACGGCUCAGAUGCAUAUCACCCUUUGUACCAGGGAGUUCCCGUCAGUAAACAACACAGUCAGAGAGGCAUUGCACAACCAGGUAUGACUGUUUAUCGACCUACCUCGUCGGGAAAUUCGUCGCCCCAGACUCGCUCAACAAGUAUGUUUAGCGAAGAGUUAGCUGGAAGUCCCGAAACCGUCUCAAGCGAACUGGAAUCUUAUGCGGAUGACACUAGCCAGGCGAAGCUACCAUCUUGUCGCUGUGCUCCGAUCUGCCUUCCCCUCGUACUGUUACUAUCAUCACCCAACCAUUAUUGUAUCCAGCUACUUGCUGCAGAACUGGUGAAUUGGGCACACACAAUCUCAUGGAGGAGUCUCUGUUAUGAACAUCUUAAAAUCCUUGCCAAGCUUGUUACACAGGAAUAUGUUUCGGACAGAAACAGAGUGGACAUAAUUCACACCCUGGAAGGCUCCUUGGCACUGAACAGUGGACCCAGUCAUGACUUGAGGUGCAGGGUAGUCAUCGAGGAAGACGAAUUGCAUACGCUACAGAUUGAACCGUUGGACUUACUCUGCCGUUACGCGGGACUGCCGGAUGGCAUGUGGGGCUGGGAAAGAGACGGCCUCCUCCACAUACCCGGAUUUUUUGACUAUAUGGAAAGGUUAGGAGUUUUCAAACGUGUUCGCAUGAUUUUGGGUGAAGAUAAGGCUACACAAAGCGCCAGCAAUCUGCCUAGCCAAUGUAGCAGCCCAAUAUCCCUCUGCUACAGUUUAUUGGCACAAAUGGUACAACAGGACCCAGCCUAUUACGCAAUCCUUGUCUCCUGUCGCCCCGACAAGAACUGGAAACUUAUUCAUCGGCCCCGGCGCAGUGGACACACCUUUACCUUUCGUGAGAGAGAUGUUGCCCUUGGUGUAUCAACCGAGCGUGCAAGGUCGCUAGUGAAUGGCGAUGGAGCCAGCGAUAUUCAAAGCACAGUUGUUCUUCCCGGUGAACAAUCGCUACAAACUGUUCAGCUAAUUCCUACUUCCCAGCAGUAUCUUCCAAAAUUGGUCGACAAAAUUGAAAACCAGGGAAGGCAGCCUCCAUCCAGCCUACCCGACCUGGCAAUUUUGGCAUACGAUAAGGUUGCCGAGCAGGAAUUUGGUACUCCCCAGAACAUCACACUGGGGCAUGGUGAUCUAAUCUUGGCUUCGCCAAAGACUUUGAGGUUGCCACAAACGUUUUCUGCUUCCAAUCUCCUCAAUAUGUCUCAAAGUGGGUUGGGUAAUGAUUUUAAUACCCUAGAGAAUGGCCGUGAUGGUAUGUGGACACGCCUAUCAAUUAUCAGCAAUUGCCACCGACUAGGCGAUAAGUACCUAGGAGCAGAUGAAGGUUGGGCAGAUUCCAUUGGGUGUGAUACUAGUGUGAUAGAUAGCUUUAGAAUGAGUUACGCCAGUGCUCUAGGGGAGGCUCUCGUUGGUAGAAGGGAGUGGAGAGACCCAAAAGUUAUACUCGAACGCAACCUCGUCCUUGGAAAUGAUAUAUUUGGUGCUGUAGAGUUUGUGGGGGCAAUCCGUGAACAGCUAGCAGCCGAUUUCCAUAACACACUGGAUCUCCUCCGUUUGGGACAGGGCAAUGAUGGGUCUGGUAAGUUUGUUUGCAAUACUAGUCUUUAG
Aspergillus alliaceus is the source of this 2214-nucleotide messenger RNA. RefSeq lists its product as uncharacterized. The record is from RefSeq and is a predicted model, not a curated record. The transcript has 3 exons. NCBI's taxonomy places the organism in Eukaryota, Fungi, Ascomycota, Eurotiomycetes, Eurotiales, Aspergillaceae. Bases 1 to 2214 code for a protein of 737 amino acids.